Molecule: messenger RNA, 459 nt
Organism: Striga asiatica
Lineage: Eukaryota; Viridiplantae; Streptophyta; Magnoliopsida; Lamiales; Orobanchaceae
Source: the annotation of a GenBank genome assembly
AUGCUCGCGUUGUCGCCUCAGCGCAAACUUCUCGUGGUUACGAGAAUUCCACUUGCCAUUAGUUUGAUAAUCCUCUUGGAAAGCAACACCCUCCUCCAUAAAAAACUCCAUUAUCUUAUUGAUGAGUUGCGGGCCGAUGACACUAAGCAUACUUGUCUUGUUUUUGCAUUCCGGCACGACAUCCAUGACGUGCUGGAUAGAGAGGAGGUGCACGAUAGGUGGAUAGUUUUUUAUCCUCAAGGUAAAAGUGGUGGGUUAUUUUUGUGUUGGGCUACUUGGCAUUCUGUAGUUCGAGUGGUGAUUAAUCAAUUUUGCAUUCAGAUUCAAUGUGAUUGGGGUACCUCAGUAGGAAGGUUUUGGUUGGUUUUUGUUUAUGUUAGUGUGCAUAAUGCAGUGAGACUCCAACAAUGGGAUUAUUUAAGGAGUCAGAAACCUAUGUGGGGUAGCUAUUUGUGGUGA